AUGGAGCUGGACGAAGCCUUCUUGAACAUAGUAACUGGAUCAUCUGGCUCCAUUCACAGCUCCUCAGAUCUCAGCUUCUACGGUGGAGAUGAUCAUGAAACCGAUUUAGAAGAUCCCUUUUGUAGCUUAAAAAUUAAUUGCCCUCUAAUGCAGCUUGGUACUGGCAGCUACGGUAGUCCAUCUCAUUCUCUCGACCCGGAAAGUUGGUCACCAAAACAUCUUCAUCUGAAAUCCUAUGGCUGUCAUCAUUUACCUUCUCAAGAGAUGGCCUACUGCCAGACUGACCCGAAUCGGUUGGUGCCAAAUAGCCGGAUCCAACUUGACAAUCCAAGUUACUGUCCUCAAAGUGAGACUGGUACUUGGUUGGAUGGGCAGUGUGUGAAUAAUAAAGGCAAGGCGAGACCAUAUUAUCCUGCUAUGAGUAUGUCGCAUCCACUACCAGCACCGAGUCAACUUAUUAACCGUUCACAAAUCAUGGACAGGAAUGACGAUUUUGCUGAUAUGGCAUAA
Molecule: messenger RNA, 510 nt
Organism: Protopolystoma xenopodis
Lineage: Eukaryota; Metazoa; Platyhelminthes; Monogenea; Polystomatidea; Polystomatidae
Source: the annotation of a GenBank genome assembly